Molecule: messenger RNA, 393 nt
Organism: Cercopithifilaria johnstoni
Lineage: Eukaryota; Metazoa; Nematoda; Chromadorea; Rhabditida; Onchocercidae
Source: the annotation of a GenBank genome assembly
AUGGGUAUUCGUUGGAGUAUCUACAUUAUCGGAGAGAGAUCUCAUUCUUCCACUCCCGCCACUCCCCCAAUGCCAAUGCCAACCGGAAAGUUUGUUCUUUUCAAAGUACUGCUUAUCUACCUGAUGCUGGAACGUUUUUUUUAUGCAACAACAUAUCAUUUAGUCGUUGGGAGUGCAAUGGAUCACCUGGGACAAUCAUCGAGCAACCUCUACACUCUCCAUGCUCAUACGCGCUGCAUGUCGUCUGCGCAUGACAAUAGCAACAGCGACAGCGACGUUGACGUCGUUGUCACCCGCGUCACCUUCAAUAGUGUCGCAGUGGUGCCGUCCCUCUCAGCAUACUAUCUCUUUUGUGCGCACCUUCCAAUUCAUCUAUUUUGCUGUUUUAAAUGA